Protobothrops mucrosquamatus (brown spotted pit viper) is the source of this 1322-nucleotide messenger RNA. RefSeq names its product thioredoxin like 1 (gene TXNL1). NCBI's taxonomy places the organism in Eukaryota, Metazoa, Chordata, Lepidosauria, Squamata, Viperidae. The coding region runs from base 113 to 982 and encodes 289 amino acids. The record is from RefSeq and is a predicted model, not a curated record. The transcript has 8 exons.
UCCUCCUUCUUCCCGCGGUGACUGUGCAGAUACCGGGCGACGAAUUGCUGCUUCUGCCGCCGCCGGCGCUUUCCUGCCGUUUAGCCCCCGCCGCCCGUGAGUCGCUGCCGGGAUGGUCGGGGUGAAGGUGAUGGCUAACGACGCCGACUUCCAGAGCGAACUGAGCGCCGCCGGCUCCCGGCUGGCGGUGACCAAGUUCACCAUGAGAGGAUGUGGUCCUUGUUUGAGGGUAGCUCCUGCUUUCAAUGCUCUGAGCAAUAAAUAUCCCCAAGCAACAUUUUUGGAAGUUGAUGUACAUCAGUGCCAGGGGACAGCUGCCACUAACAAUAUAUCAGCAACUCCGACAUUUCUUUUCUUCCGGAACAAAGUGCGAAUUGAUCAGUAUCAAGGUGCAGAUGCUGCGGGAUUGGAAGAUAAAAUCAAACAGCAUCUAGAAAACGAUCCUGGAAUCAACGAGGAUGGCGAUAUUCCAAAGGGAUACAUGGACUUGAUGCCAUUUGUUAAUAAAGCUGGAUGUGAGUGUCUUAAUGAAAGUGAUGAACAUGGAUUUGAUAAUUGUUUACGUAAAGACUCUACCUUCUUGGAAUCAGACUGCGAUGAGCAGUUGCUUAUAACAGUAGCUUUUAAUCAACCAGUCAAGCUUUAUUCUAUGAAAUGUCAAGGGCCUGAUAAUGGUCAAGGUCCGAAAUAUAUAAAAAUAUUUAUCAAUCUUCCUCGAUCAAUGGAUUUUGAAGAGGCAGAAAGAAGCGAACCCACUCAGGCUUUGGAACUAACACCAGAUGACAUUAAAGAAGACAGCAUAAUUCAGCUUCGCUAUGUAAAAUUUCAGAAUGUUAACAGUGUAACUUUAUUUGUCCAAUCUAAUCAAGGUGAUGAAGAAACAACAAGAAUUGCGUAUUUCACGUUUAUUGGAACACCAGUUCAAGCAACAAACAUGAAUGAUUUCAAGCGGGUGGUAGGAAAGAAAGGGGAAAGCCACUAAGAUGCAACCAAGAUGCUGGAAGGCCUUGUCACAGUCAACGUGGGAUUUCACAUUAGCUUCAGCUCAUGAAAGUCACCCAGCCAUAACCAGAGACUUGUCAGUCUGUUCCAUUUUACUGCCAUUACAAAUAAAAUCAGUGCAUUUUGUUAAUAUGAGAUUUCACUAAACGUGUUUUCUGUUGUAAUCUUGGAACAAAAAAAAAAUGUAAAUAAAAAUCAUUAAUUUUGUCAGAAUUGCAGAGUGGAAGAGUUGCUGUGUCCCUUCAGUGAUGAAAACCAGAAUCGUACCUCCCGAUUCAUAUAAGUUGUGUAUGUGUGAAUGUUUGAUAAUAUAAUUGUAU